Nothobranchius furzeri (turquoise killifish) is the source of this 2263-nucleotide messenger RNA. It is a transcript of the gene sar1b, whose product is annotated as secretion associated, Ras related GTPase 1B. The record is from RefSeq and is a predicted model, not a curated record. Gene Ontology annotation, molecular function: GTPase activity; GTP binding. Gene Ontology annotation, biological process: intracellular protein transport; membrane organization; vesicle organization. Lineage: Eukaryota; Metazoa; Chordata; Actinopteri; Cyprinodontiformes; Nothobranchiidae. Gene Ontology annotation, cellular component: COPII vesicle coat; endoplasmic reticulum exit site.
GCCGGAACGCUGAGUGUGGAACAUAGACCGGAAGCGGUUGGGCAGAGUUUAGGCAAGCUCUUGGACAGCCAUUGCAGUGUCGUGGCUCACUAACAAAACACGAAAGGGCUGAGGAAGACCUGGCAUCUUGCUGCCGCUCUCCUUUUUUUGACAGAGAUUUAAUUUAUAUGACUGUUGGAACGAACGAAUUCGGCAGAUCACUCUACAUCUAAACAACAGAAUUCCACAGGCCCGGAUAUGUCAUUCCUAUUUGAUUGGAUUUAUAGCGGUUUCAAUAGCGUAUUACAGUUUUUAGGACUGUACAAGAAGUCCGGCAAGUUAGUAUUUCUUGGCUUGGACAAUGCCGGCAAAACGACGCUACUGCACAUGCUCAAAGAUGACAGAUUGGGCCAGCAUGUGCCAACUUUACACCCAACGUCAGAAGAGCUGACCAUCGCUGGCAUGACUUUCACCACCUUUGACCUCGGAGGACACGCACAAGCUCGCCGAGUGUGGAAAAACUACCUCCCUGCCAUUAAUGGUAUCGUCUUCCUUGUGGAUUGUGCAGACUAUCAGAGACUGCCGGAAUCAAAAACAGAACUUGACGCGUUAAUGACAGACGAGACCAUCGGAAACGUGCCCAUCCUAAUCCUGGGCAACAAAAUCGACCGGCAAGAAGCCAUAAGUGAGGAAAGGCUGAGGGAAAUGUUUGGGUUGUACGGACAGACGACAGGAAAAGGAAACAUUCCCUUGAAGGAGCUGAACACAAGACCGCUGGAGGUGUUCAUGUGCAGCGUAUUGAAGAGGCAGGGCUACGGCGAGGGCUUCCGCUGGCUGUCCCAGUACAUCGACUAAAGCGGCCAAGCCCCCCUGCCAAUAACGCAUCGCCAUCACCAUCGAGAGGGCGCCGAAUCCAACCACUCCGAGUCGCCCACCAUUUCCACCGUCAUAACUAGCCCCAUGUUCGGUUAAUCACGUCUGCCGCCCAUCUCCAGGAAAAUCAGUACAACUCGAUCCCAAUAGACUUUUAUUGGUCGAACAUUUGGCUCUGCACUUAAAGCAUUCAUACAUUUAGGCUCACCUCCAUGUUAAUUGUCUUUUUUUGUUUUGUUUUUUAAGAGAGUAAACAGCAUUGGCUCCACAGCAGAGGGUGUUCACGUUCAAAUGAAUGAAUGAAUUUUUUCCAUGCUGUUUGUCGUUUGCUGCCCUCUGUCACUCUCUUCCUGCCAUCUGUUGAGUGUGAAGAUAGAUGCAUCAUAACUGUAAAUCUGUAUAUGAGUCCAUUGGUAUAUCAGCGAUCCUCUAAGGCCCUCCCCCUUCUCAUUGAACCCAUCUGGAGCAAACGAGUGACCAACAUGGCUGUAUACAUUGCGGUACACUUUUUUUUAACAGUAAAGAAAUCCAUGCAUCAUUGUAUUUAAUCGCAGCAUUUUUGGUUUGUCUUUUUUUUUUUCUCCCCUCCUGUCUUUAAGAUGGUUUGGUAAGUUAGACACGGCCAUGUUUGCAGCAGAUGUUUGGCUGUUUCACGGAUUUCUAAGAACGGAGCAUUUAUCCUAGUGUACCAUAAAUUAGAUCCAUAUAUUUUGUGGAAGUUAACCCACUUUGGUUCCAGGCAGAGUGGCUCUGAAUGGAUCCAAAUUGUCAGUAAGCUCCUUUUAAACCGAAGCAUGGUAGUUCUACUGGGGGGGGGGGGGGUAUUUUUAAUAGGAAAUAAUACUGGCUAGAACUCUUGUGUAGAUGGCACAAAGGUCAGUUGAUGCAAAGAUUUGUAUUUAAAAGAAAUAAAACUUUGCAACAAUGCCAUAAAAGAUGAGGGGAGGAAAAAACAGACGUUUUUAAGAUCUAGUAGUCCUGAAUAUUAGUCAUACAGCAGUUUGGAGUCCAGACCAGGGACAUGGUCCCCACAGUGGAGAAGGGUAGAAGGAACCUUUAAGAAAAGGGACCAUAUAUGAAAUGUACAUGAACAUCGUACAUGGAUAUUUGUAUUUAUGAGUGGUAUCCUUUGAUCUAUGUGCAUUAUCAGGAACUAUUAUGCAUGCCUUGUUCUUUUGAUUUUUAUUUUGUUUUGGAAGACCAUUACAGGAGGGGAAUUGAUGCCAAAAUUAAGAGAUUGUCGUGUUUUUUUCUCUCCAGGAAAUGAUGAACUCACAUAAUAUACUUUCUCUGUCCCUGUCCCUUUGUGUCUCUUACAUUCCCUCAUAACUAAGCGAUGAGCUGUCCCAACAUCUAUGGGACUUGCUGUUAAUUUACAACAAUUAAAAAAAUAAAUGUUUGCAAUGAACAA